AGGGUAAAAUAGUUGUGAAUUGAGUCAAAUUGUCAAUUAAUAUCUCCUCUAGUGUAUUUUUACGAAACUAAGUAAUCCCAAUUCAUUAUUAUUUACUCCAGGGAAUCAAUAACAAAAAAAAUUUUUGUUUAAGCCCUAAAAAUUCAUGUGUAAUUCUGUGAAAACGUACUAAAAACCGUUAUGCGUGAUAAAUGAUAAUUCACCAGGCAAUUAUUACUACAUCCACCAAAUGUCACAUGGGUGCUUGUAAUCUUCAAAUAAGUUGUAUUAUAAAAAUGUUUUAAAUAAUCAAAAACAAAAUAUUCAAUAAAUUAUUGGAAAAUUUGCAAAAAGAAAAUAGCUACAAAAAAUGGAUAUGCCGUUUAAAAGAUUCGAAGUAAUUAGUUUAAUUGUGAGGUUAUCAUUAGUAUCAGCAGCUACUUUCGUUACCAUCAAAUGGUUAAUGACUUAUUUAGAUCCAACCAGUAAAAGUAAGAAAGAAGCUAAAAAGAAGGCAAUUGCUCAGCUAAAAAGAUUAAAUUUAACAGGUCAUGGAAGCAGUAGUUUACAAAUAGAUAAUUUAAACGAUUAUGAGCUAAUGAUUGCUGCACAUUUAAUACAUCCCCAAGAGAUAAACGUAUCCUGGACAGAUAUAGCAGGAUUAGACAGCUUAAUUCAUGAACUACGGGAAACUGUCAUCUUACCAAUUCAAUGUAAAGAUUUGUUUGCGGACUCACAAUUAACACAACCACCAAAAGGUGUAUUAUUGCAUGGCCCUCCUGGUUGUGGUAAAACAUUAAUCGCUAAAGCAACAGCCAAAGAAGCUGGUACACGAUUUUUAAAUUUAAAUGUAUCAAUAUUAACUGAUAAAUGGUAUGGAGAAAGUCAACGUCUUGCAACAGCCGUUUUUACGUUGGCUGUAAAAUUACAGCCAUGUAUUAUAUUUAUCGAUGAAAUUGAUUCAUUUUUACGUGUUCGAGCAAUGACCGAUCAUGAAGCAACCGCUAUGAUGAAAGCACAAUUUAUGUCAUUAUGGGAUGGUUUGAUUACCGAUCCAAAUUGUACAGUAAUUGUUAUGGGUGCAACAAAUCGGCCAAAUGAUUUGGAUCAAGCAAUUUUACGUCGUAUGCCUGCAACGUUUCAUAUAGCACUUCCAAUACUAGGACAACGUAAGAAAAUCUUACAAUUAAUUCUAGCAAAUGAACCAACUGAAUUAACUGAAUCAGAUUACGAUUUCCUUGCGAAGGCCACAGAAGGAUUUUCUGGAUCGGAUUUACGUGAAUUGUGUCGAAAUGCAACAAUAUAUCGUGUACGUGAUUUUAUGAAAACGGUACCAACUGGAGCCAGUGGUGAAAGUCUUAUUAAACCAAAAACAAGUGAUUCAGAUGAAGAGUUCCAUGAUGCCUUACGACCAAUUACAAUUAAAGAUUUACAAACAUCAUUAAAUAAAAUGAAAGAAUCGAAAGUGUAUUUAUUGUCGGUAAAUAGUUAGAUUACGUCAAAUUAUUUUCUUAGGGUUCCUCGGGCCAUCUUACCACCCUUUCAUAUAAAUCUUUUUUUUUCGCGUACAAUUUUCAUUGUUUUUUUUUUCUUUCGUCG
This is a messenger RNA of Chrysoperla carnea, 1578 nucleotides long. RefSeq names its product outer mitochondrial transmembrane helix translocase-like. The record is from RefSeq and is a predicted model, not a curated record. The transcript has 3 exons. Gene Ontology annotation, molecular function: ATP hydrolysis activity; ATP binding. Gene Ontology annotation, cellular component: mitochondrial outer membrane. Lineage: Eukaryota; Metazoa; Arthropoda; Insecta; Neuroptera; Chrysopidae. The coding region runs from base 350 to 1471 and encodes 373 amino acids.